UGUAGAUAGUGAAAAUUCAAGAUUUGAUUCAAGCUCUCAAGAUUCAAAUUGUAGUGAAAGUCAUAGUGACAUUGAUGAAGAGCAACCUUUACAAUUUGCUAAUGAUAACGAAAGGGGCCAGUAUGUGGUCAGAAUUUUGCGUGAAUGGGUUCGAGAAGGAGGCAUUAUAUCAAUGCGGAAGCUUGAUUCUUUACUUGCGAAGUUUCAUCGUGCGUUCCCUAAUGUACCACUUAGUUACAAGACACUUUUGCAAACUCCAAACCAAAUUUAUAUAAAUGAGGUUAAUGGCGGAGAGCUAUGGUAUAAAGGGAUAGCUUCCAACUUAGAUCUAAUGAAUUUAGACGAAUAUCUAGAAAAUUAUUCUGAAAUUUUCAUUGACAUUAACAUUGAUGGCCUUCCCUUAUUUAAAAGUACUUCAGAAAGAUUUUGGCCCAUCCUUGGACAACUUGUAACAUCAAAAAGUGAACCUUUUAUCAUAGCUAUUUUCAAAGGAAAUCGAGAUCCUGAUAUGAAUGACUUGUUCAAUGAAUUUGUGAGAGAGAUGGUUGAUUUACAUAGAAAUGGAUAUGUACGAAAUGGUGUGACCUACAAAUUGUCAAUUAGACAUUAUAUUUUGGAUGCACCUGCUCGAGCCAAGGUAAAAGCUUGCAUUGAACAUGGUGGCUAUUGUGCCUGUGAGAAAUGUGAAGUAGUUGGAGAGUAUAUUGAUAAUAGAAUGACUUAUAUGGAACUCGAUGAAACUCUCAGGACAGAUCAGUCCUUCCUUAAUCAGGAGCAACCUUAUCAUCAUACUGGCCGUUCACCAUUGGAAGUGAUUGAAGCUGGUUUAGUUUCCCAGUUUCGUUUGGAUAGUCUUCAUUUGGUGUACCUUGGUGUUUUUAAACGAUUAAUUCUGGCUUGGAAAAAAUGGAAUGGACCUUGGAAGUUACGUCACAAUACAAUAGAAAAUAUGUCUCAGAA
Messenger RNA from Vollenhovia emeryi, 960 nucleotides. RefSeq lists its product as uncharacterized. Lineage: Eukaryota; Metazoa; Arthropoda; Insecta; Hymenoptera; Formicidae. The transcript has a single exon. The annotation marks the transcript as partial. The record is from RefSeq and is a predicted model, not a curated record.